Molecule: messenger RNA, 774 nt
Organism: Sitophilus oryzae (rice weevil)
Lineage: Eukaryota; Metazoa; Arthropoda; Insecta; Coleoptera; Curculionidae
Exons: 2
Coding region: 1-774 (257 amino acids)
Cellular component (GO): nucleus
Molecular function (GO): DNA binding
Source: RefSeq, a predicted model, not a curated record
AUGGGCGAAAAGGGAGCAACAAAACAAGCGGAACGGCGCGAGAAUGCCGAUAGGGGCGAGUACGCCGAAAAUUGUACAAUCGUCACUUGUGCGAACGCUCUAGGGAAUGCCAUUCCGCCGAUGAUUUUAUUUAAAGGGCAAUGGAUCAAACCGACGUUUAGUGAUGGGUUACCACCGGGAUCUCAAGUGAGGAUGGCUCCAAAAGGUAGCAUGACCACCAGCUUGUUUAUUGAAUGGCUCCAUCAUUUUUCCAACUUUAUUCAGCCGCCAGUUCUACUGAUAUUUGACGGUGCCGCGUCACAUCUCGACAUUUCCAUUGUCGAUGCUGCCGAGCCAUUGGGAAUCCAUUUAUUGUGUCUUCCGUCAAAUACCACCCACGAACUACAACCCCUCGACAAAAGUGUGUUUCGCUUUUUCGAACAUUAUUGGGAUGAGGAGUUGUUACGGUAUUGGGAUAAAUAUCCGGAUAGGAAGAUGAAUAAAGAAAGGUUUUCCGAAGUUUUCACGCCAGUUUGGAGUAGAUGCAUGACCAUGGCUAAUAUAACGCAUGGAUUCAGAGCCACAGGGAUUUACCCAUUUGAUAAAAAUGUCAUUCCUGAACACGCUUAUGGACCAAGCGUUCCGAUGCAGCAGAAUCAUACUCAAAACGGACCCGAAGGCAACGAUGAAAACUCUUCUGAUUCAGAUGAUGACGUGCCUCUUGCAGUUUUACAACGUCAGUUAACUAAGCACGUUACACCCUUGAAGAAAAACACUUUUCGGAGAUUCUUGUAA